Messenger RNA from Paramecium tetraurelia, 696 nucleotides. RefSeq lists its product as uncharacterized. The transcript is spliced from 2 exons. NCBI's taxonomy places the organism in Eukaryota, Ciliophora, Oligohymenophorea, Peniculida, Parameciidae. The record is from RefSeq and is a predicted model, not a curated record.
AUGAUAAAAUUAUUCUCAUUUAUAGGAUUCCUUUUCACAGUGCUAACUAAAUUAAUAGUGUAUGAAUAAAAAUUUAAUCAUGCUUUGAAUGAUUGGGUUAAUAAUAAUAAUAAUGAGAAUCUUAACUAUUAAAUUGAUGCUUCAAAUAAUAUUUAAGAAACUCCUAAAUUAAAUGAAAACACAAUAAUAUAAAGAUUUUUUAAGUUUCCACCACACAAUUAGCUUUUUAUAGACAUAAAUAUUAUUCUAAAUAGAGCUUUAGAUUUAGUUGUGUAGAUAGGCAAUAAGAAAUAUUUAUCAUUUGCUUAAUACGACGCAUCUAAUCCGACGGCAACUUGUAAGUUUACCUUUGUUCAUUUAUAUGAAAUUGAUGUAAUCACAAUAUCAGCACAAAAAAAUCCAUCGCAAUUAAUUUCUUUCGACUGGGCAUUAAAAUAAAUAUCAAUAUAUAUCGAAGAAUGUCCAGCAACUUGCAGUUACUGUCCAGAUCUUUAUGGAGUUGAUGCUUGUUCUCAAUUUUCAGCACUUUUUCCAUUUUAAGGAUUGUAUUCUAAAGAAGCUGAUAAUUGGAUAAUCACACCAAAUAUUUAAAAUUCUUCUACUAACUAACCCAUCUCUUCACGUAUCAAAAUUUAUUAUAAUAGAAAAUGUGAUUUUUUACCAACUUGUCUCUAAUACUUAUUCUUUAAAGCUUGA